This is a messenger RNA of Mustela lutreola (European mink), 4178 nucleotides long. RefSeq names its product zinc finger protein 34 (gene ZNF34). The transcript has 7 exons. The record is from RefSeq and is a predicted model, not a curated record. NCBI's taxonomy places the organism in Eukaryota, Metazoa, Chordata, Mammalia, Carnivora, Mustelidae. Gene Ontology annotation, biological process: negative regulation of transcription by RNA polymerase II. The coding region runs from base 1771 to 3414 and encodes 547 amino acids. Gene Ontology annotation, molecular function: DNA-binding transcription repressor activity, RNA polymerase II-specific.
GGUCGGUAGCGGUCGGCGCGGCGGGCGGGGCUGGUGCGGGGCCGGGCGCGGCUCGCCUGCGGCGCGGAGCUCCCGAAGGGCCAGUCCCGCGGCGCCGGCCUCCACCCUUUUUCGCUUCUGAUGCUCGGCGGCCAGACUCUGUUCCUCUUCCCGGGAGGCCUUGGGUCACGUCUGACACUGAAGACUUUUUAAAUAAAUGCGCCUGUUUCUGUGCCUUGAAGGGUCUUGGACUGCACUCUGACAACUGUUGCUGCUUGUGUGGUAUGUAGAAUUAUGUCCCCUUUUUUGUUCUUAAUAGUAUUUCUUUUUCCAUUUCUUUUCUGCCUCCCUCCAUUGGACUUGCCAGAUGUUUGUGUGUCUUAUUAGCAGUGUUGAGAUUAUGUUUUGUUUCUUUAAAUCAAGUAUUCUUUAUUUUCUUCCAUCUUUUCUUGAAUUGCUUUUAUUAGUCUGUGUCUAAUUUCUUUAUUUUUUUUUAAGAUUUUAUUUAUUUAUUUGAGAAGGAGAAUUGGAGAGAGAGCGAGCAUGGGAGGGGGAGGGGAAGAGGGAGAAGUAGAUGUCCCGCUCAGCGGGGAGCCCGAUGGGGUACUUGAUCCUGGGACUCUAGGAUCAUGACCUGAGCUAAAGGCAGUCGCUUAACCAGUGGAGCCACCCAGGCGUCCCUGUAUCUAAUUUCUUUUUUUUUUUUUUUAAAGAUUUUAUUUAUUUGAGAGAAAGCACAUAUGUGUGGGGAGAAGGGCAGAGGGAGAGGGAGAAGCAGACUCCCCAGGGAGCCCAAUGUGGGGCACAAACCCAGGACUCUGGGAUCGUGACCUGACCGGAAGGCAGAUGCUUACCUCCCUGAGCCCCCCCAAGGCCCCUGAGGUGGUCCUUUUUAAUCAUAUAUUUCCAGCAUAACAGAGAAUGUUUUGCCAAAUGGUAUCGAUCUUUGGAAUUGUUGCCUGGUGUGUGAUGUUCUUACUAGUUUUGAGAUCUAUCUUGGAAUCUCUCUGUUUCCACAACUAUUCUGUACUUGUUCCACGUGUGUCUGAGGGGGGCGCGCUGGGGUCUGUCAUUCCGGGGGGCUUUGCCGGUUGCUCUCUGCACCUCCCAUUAGCAUUGGCUUUCCGUGUUCCAAGUGUCUUGGUGGACACACACUUGUCUGCAGUGACAGCUUCUGGGUGGGUUUCCCUGUUACUAAUAUGUGUUACUCAUUUUCUUUUAAGAUUUUAUUUAUUUACUUGACAGAGAGAGAUCACAAGCAGGCAGAGAGGCAGACAGAGAGAGGAGGUCCCCGCUGAGCAGAGAGCCCGAUGGGGGGCUCGAUCCCAGGACCCGAGAUCAUGACCUGAGCCGAAGGCAGAGGCUUGAACCCACUGAGCCACCCAGACACUUGUCUUAUAUUCAGCCUUUCUGUAUUAUUUUGUUUUAGGUUAUGCAGGUACAUUUUGUGUGUCUCUGUUAGAGAAUCUUGUGCUUCUAGUGGGUGAGUUUAAUUCUUUUAUUUCUAACCAUUAUUCAGCCACUGAACUUGUUUCUACUUAUGUAUUUUUUACCAUCUAUACUUUGAUUUUGUUCUGUACCUUCUGGUUUGUUUUUUUUUUUUUAACUUCUUUUUGUCCUCAACACUUAACAGGUUGACUUUAUUCUUGCAUAUAAAGUGAAUGAGUGUGCCAUUUUCCUCCUGAAUGAGACCGCUUGGUGUGUCAGAAAGGUUGAGGGGAACAGAUGACCUGAGGAGUCAUCCCUGCAGCACUGGUGUGACUCACACUGGGAAGCCCAGGGUUCCAGGUGAUGGCGGCUUUGCACCUGUCUGCCCUGCCCCAGGCUGAGGUGACCUUUGAGGACGUGGCCGUGCUAUUCUCCCGGGAGGAGUGGGGUCGUCUGGGCCCUGCUCAGAGGGGCCUCUAUAGGGACGUGAUGCUGGAGACCUACAGGAAUCUGGUCUCCCUGGGAGCUGGACCUGCCGGUCCCAAGCCUGGGGUGAUCACACAGUUGGAACGAGGGGAUGAGCCGUGGGUCCUGGACGCACAGGGCGCCGAGGGGAAAGAGCGACUGAGAGUCAGUGUCUCAGGUCAUGGGACCAGGACUGAAUACAAAGAGUUGUCUUCAGGGGAGAUGCUUGGUGGGGAAGAGUUGGAUCAACUCCAGAAGGCUGUUCUCCAAGGACCUGAUCCUGGAGAGACCCAGGCAUGUGUCUGGGAGCCAGAGGAGAGCCUGGACAAGCUUGUAGAGCAGAGAGGCCUGAGGCCAGUCACACUGGCCAAUGAGGAGAACAUCCAGGAGUCUGGGGGAAGCCUCAGGUUUUGGUCAAGCCCUAUCUCUGAUCAGAGACCUCACAAAUGCGAUAUAUGUGAACAAAGUUUUGAACAGAGAUCAUACCUCAAUAACCAUAAACGUGUACACAGGUCAAAAAAGACAAAUAUAGUCCAUGAUUCUGGGGAAUUCUUCAGUGCAAAUUUAGUUGUUAGAGACGAUCAGAAAAUUCCUCUUGGGAAAAAAUUGCAUUAUUGUGGUUACUGUGGGAAAGCCUUCAGGUACAGUGCUAACCUUGUCAAACACCAGCGGCUUCAUAGUGAAGAGAAGCCCUACAAGUGUGACGAGUGUGGGAAAGCUUUCAGUCAGAGCUGCGAGUUCAUCAAUCACCGAAGGAUGCACUCUGGGGAGAUCCCCUACCGUUGCGGUGAGUGUGGGAAGACAUUCAACCAGAGGCCCAACCUCAUGAAACAUCAGAGGAUUCACACCGGGGAAAAGCCCUAUAAGUGUGGUGAUUGUGGGAAGCACUUCAGUGCCUAUUCUUCCCUUAUUUAUCACCAGAGAAUCCACACUGGAGAGAAACCCUAUAAGUGUAACGACUGUGGGAAAGCCUUCAGUGACGGCUCGAUCCUUAUCCGACACCGUCGGACCCACACUGGGGAGAAGCCAUUCGAAUGUAAAGAAUGCGGCAAAGGUUUUACUCAAAGUUCCAACCUCAUCCAGCAUCAGAGAACUCACACUGGGGAGAAACCCUACAAGUGCAGCGAAUGCGAGAAAGCCUUCAUCCAGAAGACCAAACUUGUCGAGCAUCAGAGAAGCCACACCGGCGAGAAGCCCUACGAAUGCAGUGACUGUGGCAAAGUGUUCAGCCAGAGCACACACCUUAUCCAGCACCAGAGGAUCCACACAGGAGAGAAGCCGUACAAGUGCAGUGAGUGUGGGAAGGCCUUCCACAACAGUUCCAGACUCAUCCACCACCAAAGGUCGCACCACGGAGAGAAGCCGUACAAGUGCAGCGAUUGCAAGAAGGCCUUUAGCCAGGGCGCGUACCUCGUCCAGCACCGGAGGAUCCACACGGGCGAGAAGCCCUACAAGUGCAGCAAGUGUGGGAAGGCCUUCCGGCACAGUUCCAACAUGUGCCAGCACCAGAGGAUCCACCUCCGCGAGGACUUCGCGCGCUGACCGCGGAGGACGGCCCGAGUUCCGCGAGCGCCGCCUCCGCACACCCCGCCCCUUUAUUUAUUGUCCGCGCAGUGUUGUUACAGACCAGGGAUGUUUCUAAUUAAAAACAAACAAACAGUUUUCUUAAACCAAAAGCAGUGCAUGUUCAUUUUGGAGAAUUGAGAGAGGUAAGGAAAACCUAGUCUCCCCCACGCAGGGAGAGGCUCUGCCCCUGGUGAUCGGGCACAGGCCUCCUCCACACAUUGUUGAGCGCACACAGGCUCUCCCCUUCGCUGCUUCCUCAAUCCUGGAGAACUCGCACUGGGAAGAAUUCUACACAUUCACAUAUUUUUACCUAUUAUAAGUUUAAAAGAUGAACAGUCAUACUUUUCUGUGUCUUUAUAAUACAGUUGAUAAUUGCCAUUUUUAUUGUAAAAUAUAGACAACAUAAAAUUUACUGUUUAACCAUUUUUAGGUAUGCAGUUCAGUGGCAUGAAAUAGAUUCUCAGUGUUGUGUGACCCUCACCACUGUCUUACUUGCGGCGGGGAGUCUGUGCGGUUACCCAGGAGCUCGCCUUGUCCCUUUUUCUCACAGCCGCUGACCAUCUCUCCUCUAUUUUCUGUCUGAAUUUGCCUAUUUCUCUUAAGUGGAAUAAUACAUUGUCUCCCCUUUAUAGCUUCUGUAACUUUGCAUAAUGUCCUUGAGGUUCAUCCAUUUUGUAGCCUGUAUCAGAAUAUCGUUCUUUUUUAUGGCCGAAAAAAAAUGACCUUCUUUGUAGACACCA